CCCACUGCGUCUCUAGUAGCAGGAGGCUUCACUUUUCUGCAUGUGAGAAUCUGCACGUAGCCAUUCAGACUUUUAGGGAAUCCAGCCUCUUAAAGCUAGAUGGCCAACAACACAGCGCCACCGAAACACCACAAAUAGGACGAACCAUACCAGACUACCAGUGUCCAUCUAUCUUCUUCUUCUUCCCGUCAAACUGCUGCAGCGAGUUGGAGUUGAGACCAAACCAGCAACAUUUCUGCUCUUCGGGAUGCCCUCUAUUAGGAUGGAGCUGCCAUGUUGGUGUUUAUUGCUGCUGAGCUCUCUGCAGUCGCUCUCGGCCAACAAAGACUUCUUCACCUCCAUAGGCCAGAUGACAGAUCUGUUGUACACAGAGAAAGACCUCGUCACCUCUCUAAAGGACUACAUCAAAGCAGAGGAGAACAAGCUUGAGCAGGUCAAACGGUGGGCUGAUAAGCUGGAUUUGUUGUCAGCCACAGCCACACAGGACCCCGAGGGCUUCCUGGGGCACCCUGUCAAUGCCUUCAAACUGAUGAAGAGGCUGAACACAGAGUGGGGGGACCUGGAGAGCCUUGUGCUCAGUGACACCACUGAGGGAUUUAUUUCCAACUUGACCAUCCAGAGACAGCAUUUCCCCACAGAUGAGGACCAGACCGGGGCAGCUAGAGCUCUCCUCCGGUUACAAGACACUUACAGACUGGAUGCCAACACCAUCUCUACAGGAGAUCUCCCUGGAGUGAAACACAAGAGCCAUAUGACAGUGGAGGACUGUUAUGAGCUGGGGAAAAUCGCCUAUUCUGAUGUUGAUUACUACCACACAGAGCUGUGGAUGAUCCAGGCCCUGAAACAGCUUGAUCAGGGAGAGGAGUCUACUUUAGAUAGUGUGACAGUGCUCGACUACCUCAGCUACUCAAUCUACCAGCAGGGGGAAUUAGAGCGAGCCCUUGACUACACCAAGAAGCUGCUUGCACUGGACCCAGAGCAUCAGCGCGCCAAGGGCAACCUAAAAUACUUUGAGUUCCAGUUGGAGAAGCAACAAAAGGCUGCGGAUGACAAAACACAAAAACAGAAGGAGCGAGGGAAAAGAGAAACAACUGAAAAGGAGGAGAAGCCCAAAAAGAAGGUCUCCUUUCAGCUGGUCCCAGAGAGGAAGAAGUAUGAGAUGCUUUGUCGUGGGGAGGGCAUCAAAAUGACCCCCCGCAGGCAGAGCCGGCUGUUCUGUCGUUACUUCGACAACAAACACAACCCCAUGUACAUACUGGCACCUGUCAAACAGCAAGAUGAGUGGGACCGCCCCUACAUUGUCCGUUACCUUGACAUCAUCUCUGACCAAGAAAUGGAGAGGAUCAAGCAACUGGCAAAGCCACGACUACGCAGGGCCACCAUCUCCAACCCCGUCACAGGAGUGCUGGAGACAGCGCCAUACCGGAUCAGCAAAAGGCGAGCCACGGUGCAUGACCCCCUAACCGGGAAACUUACCACGGCCAUGUACAGAGUCUCCAAGAGUGCUUGGCUCACUGGUUAUGAAGAUCCAAUAAUUGACAAGAUCAACCAGAGAAUUGAAGAUCUCACAGGGCUGGAAAUGGACACUGCAGAAGAGCUGCAGAUUGCAAAUUAUGGCGUUGGAGGUCAAUACGAACCUCACUUUGACUUCGGAAGGAAAGAUGAGCCAGAUGCCUUUAAAGAGCUGGGCACUGGGAACCGCAUAGCAACAUGGCUCUUCUAUAUGACUGAUGUAGCUGCAGGGGGAGCUACUGUUUUCCCAGAUGUUGGUGCAGCAGUUUGGCCCCAAAAGGGCACUGCAGUGUUCUGGUACAAUCUGUUUCCCAGCGGGGAGGGAGACUACAGCACCCGACAUGCAGCUUGUCCAGUGUUGGUCGGCAACAAGUGGGUAUCAAACAAAUGGAUCCAUGAACGAGGCCAGGAGUGGCGGCGACCUUGUUCCCUAAAUGAAACUGACUGAUGGAAAAAGAAAACCUCCUCUUCACCUCCCUGGCCCUCUCUCUCUCUCUCUCUCUCUCUCUCUCUCUCUCUCCCUCCUUGUGAACCACCCAGGACCAAAGAACGCCGCUGCAGAUCACACAUGAUACACAUGGAUACAUGGGGUCCAAAUGGCUCACUCCCUCUCUACAAACACUCCCCUUUUUUUUCCCCCAGCUGUUAUGCUCUGAGCACAGAGAUUGUUUGGGUUAAUGUCGAGCCCCUGGACAGUAUUAGCAUCACUGUGACAGAGAACAUGUUCUUAAGAUUGUCGGGUGGUUUGGAGAAACACUCGUGCCCUUUUCACUCCCUUGUGUCUUGCCUUUGCACUCUGUAUGAACUCUAGCUCUGUGGUGAGGGUAUCCUUCAGUAGGGACUGUAGGGACCAGCUUCCAAACUGGCAGUUUGACCUUAUAUGUACAGUUCACAUUCAUUGCAUUCUUUUCAUUUCAUUAGCAGAGCAAUUGGGGCGCGUGGUUUUUUGAGAAAAUUAAAGGAUUUUUAAAAACAUUUUAAACAAUGGAAAUUCACCGGGGCUGCACGCUACUUCUUUGUAAAAUGACUGUAUAUGCACCACCUUCAAAACAAGUUUAAUGUUUUUCUUAAACUGGCUUUUUAAUGAGAGGGAUCGAAUUAGCAUACAGAAGGUUUACUGAAUUUCUUUAUUUACAUUUGGUAAAAAUCUCUGCUUCCAAUAACUUUUUCUAACUAAAAACAAAGUGCUCUAUGGAAAGAAUGAAAAGAUACAUACAAAAAAUGACCACAAUUCAGGGUAGUGUUUUGGUUGAAAGAAACACUUUAUUCCCUUUAAGUUGUGUAACUAAUCAGAACUGAUUUAAGUUGCAUGGCUACAUCUAUGCAGUACAUUUUGACAUAUCACAUACCUUGUUGGUCUGCCUCAAAGCCUAAUGUGUUUUCUUUUUUUAAAGUCAUUUGAAUGGUCACACUAUGAGAUAUUGUUAGAUUUUUUUGUACUUGAAAAUGAGGAUGUUCACAAAUGCGUGGGCAACACAACACCUGGAUGCAGACACAGUUACAUAUGCACCCCAGUGCUGCGUAGAAUUUAGUAUUUGUUCACCCUGAUUGUCCCAGGACCCAAAUGACCAUUCAUUGAAUAAGUAAGAGCAACAAAGGAACAAGUAGUACAUGAACAUUAGAGGAGAAAGAAGAGUGAGGCUGUAUACACCACAUUGUGCCGUGACAGGUAUUAAAAACACAGUUUUACAUAUAUAGAGUGAAUGAUUCUGUUAGGGGUUUUAACAGUGUCCAGUGCUUUUCAGUGUGAGAUUAUAUAUGGGUUUUCCAAGGAAGAAACAUUUUUAUUUAUAUGUCCCAAGCCAAUUUUGUGUUGUUUUUUUGUCUUAAAAUGAAAGUGUUACAUUUUCUACAAUAAAGACUGUUUUUAUUGAUCUCAAGA
Messenger RNA from Sebastes umbrosus (honeycomb rockfish), 3394 nucleotides. RefSeq names its product prolyl 4-hydroxylase, alpha polypeptide I b (gene p4ha1b). Lineage: Eukaryota; Metazoa; Chordata; Actinopteri; Perciformes; Sebastidae. The transcript has 16 exons. Gene Ontology annotation, cellular component: endoplasmic reticulum. Gene Ontology annotation, molecular function: iron ion binding; L-ascorbic acid binding; procollagen-proline 4-dioxygenase activity. Gene Ontology annotation, biological process: peptidyl-proline hydroxylation to 4-hydroxy-L-proline. The record is from RefSeq and is a predicted model, not a curated record. Bases 248 to 1960 code for a protein of 570 amino acids.